AUCAUUGUGCCUGCUUGCCUGUUGCUGGCGGAGAGUUGGACGGACCCACGCCACGUCGAUUCCAGUUGCUUUGGUUGGUUGGUUUUCCUGUUCCUUGUCUUCUUUCCCCCUUUCCCCUCCAAAUCUAAUAGCCAUUCGAUCCAACCGAUUCCUCAUCGCUGCUGCUGCCGCCACCCCUUAAUUAGCUCGCUCAUUCAUGGACCGUCGUCAUGAUCAAAUCGUCGCCGGCGUCAGUAGCACAUCUCUCGUCGGAGAAUUCGAUUCAUUGGUCUGUAUAUUGGCAUCCAUUAUUCCAUUUCCAUGCAGUUUGGGACGUGGUGCUGUGGCGGCGGGGCCGGGCCGACGUCAGCGCCUGCCUGCUGGCGGCCACCGUCUCCUCCUGGCUGCUCUUCUUCGGCUUCGGCUACACGCUGCUGUCCCUCGCCUCCAGCGUGCUCCUCCUCCUCCUCACCGUACUCUUCCUCUGGGCCAAGGCCGCACGCCUCCUCAACAGGCCGGAGCCACCUAUUCCGGAGAUGUUUGUUUCACAGCAGGUUGUUGAUGAAGUGGCAGCACUGCUGCAUUCUGGUCUCAACACGGUCUUCUCCGCCUUCCAUCAUAUAGCCCUCGGGAGGGACUCGGUUCUUUUUUACCAAGUCUUCCUUUGCUUAUGGAUCAUUUCUAUUGUUGGCAGUCUUACUGAUUUCACUACUUUCUGUUACACAAGUAUUGUCGUUGUUCUGACCAUCCCAGUACUGUACCAGAAAUACGAAAAAUGCAUUGACAGAUACAUGAGGUUUGCCUACAUGAACCUGCAGAUGUACGAGAUGGUGUACGAGAGACUUUCCAUGAAAUGCUUCAUCGUUGUGAGGGAUUGGGUCAUGGAGGUAUUGAAGGAUCCAUGACCUGGUUGGUUCUAUCUAUAAGAAUUUGAUUUGAAUCGGGCAGUGAUUGGGUUUUUGUUCUCUUUUGUUGAGCAUAGCAAACAGCGAACAGGGAGGGUAGACCCUAGAAUCUGAACAUAUAGUGGUUUUUUGGUUGGUGCUGAUGUUUGUUGGAUUGUUUAUUUGGAAUGGUGUGCUGGCGGCUUGUUUUAUUUGAACUGAUCUGAUCUGUUAACAGUUGAGUGUGAUGCAAGUGGCUGCAGCAAUGCACAGUGCAGUACCUCGGUUGGGAGGCAGCGUUUUGGAUUGGAUGUAGAGAAAAUAAAGGAAAUCAAGAAAUGUUAGAUCAAAUUGAUGUUCCUUGAGAUGCAUGUAACACGAUUGAUUUUGUACAGAAAGACAAAAUUCGGUGUAAACAUUUUGGCUAUCUCCCCGAUUCUAGAA
This is a messenger RNA of Phragmites australis (common reed), 1307 nucleotides long. RefSeq names its product reticulon-like protein B12. The record is from RefSeq and is a predicted model, not a curated record. NCBI's taxonomy places the organism in Eukaryota, Viridiplantae, Streptophyta, Magnoliopsida, Poales, Poaceae. Bases 210 to 884 code for a protein of 224 amino acids. The transcript is spliced from 4 exons.